Molecule: messenger RNA, 1842 nt
Organism: Echinops telfairi (small Madagascar hedgehog)
Lineage: Eukaryota; Metazoa; Chordata; Mammalia; Afrosoricida; Tenrecidae
Gene: MGAT4C
Product: MGAT4 family member C
Exons: 3
Coding region: 1-1437 (478 amino acids)
Biological process (GO): protein N-linked glycosylation
Molecular function (GO): acetylglucosaminyltransferase activity
Source: RefSeq, a predicted model, not a curated record
AUGUUUACAUUUCAUCAAAUGAAACAUAUUUUUGAAAUAUUGGAUAAAAUGAGAUGCUUGCGGAAACGUUCUGCAGUUUCCUUCUUGGGAGUUCUUGUCAUUUUCCUUCUGUUUAUGAAUUUGUACAUGGAAGAUACUUAUGUUCUGGAAAGAGAUAAACAACUUUUAAGGGAAACUUCUAGUCAUCAAUUGAAUCCAGAACGCUAUGUACAUAAAUUCAAAGAUUUAUCUAAUUUCUCAGGAGUCAUAAAUGUCACCUAUCGCUACCUAGCUGUCACACCUUUACAAAGAAAACGAUACCUUACAAUUGGACUUUCAUCAGUGAAACGAAAAAAAGGAAACUAUUUACUUGAAACAAUCAAGUCAAUAUUUGAACAGUCAAGUUAUGAAGAACUAAAGGAAAUUUCAGUGGUGGUCUCUCUAUCAGACUUCAAUUCAUCCUGGCGUGAGGCCAUGAUCCAGGAAAUUACAAAAAAAUUUGCCCACCACGUUAUUGCUGGGAGAUUAAUGGUUAUACAUGCGCCUGAGGAAUAUUACCCAACCCUGGAUGGCCUUAAAAGAAAUUACAAUGACCCAGAAGAUAGAGUCAAAUUUCGUUCCAAGCAAAAUGUAGAUUAUGCAUUUUUGCUUAAUUUUUGUGCCAAUACAUCAGAUUAUUAUCUAAUGCUUGAAGAUGAUGUCCGAUGUUCAAAAAAUUUCUUAAGUGCCAUCAGAAAAGUCAUUACAUCCCUAGAAGGAACAUAUUGGGUAACCCUUGAGUUUUCUAAGCUGGGCUACAUUGGAAAACUCUAUCAUUCUCAUGAUCUCCCACGUUUGGCACACUUUUUAUUAAUGUUUUAUCAAGAAAUGCCUUGUGAUUGGCUAAUGCCUUAUUUUCGGACUCUGUUGGCUCAGAAAAAUGUGAUCCGCUUCAAGCCAUCUCUCUUUCAGCACAUGGGUUAUUACUCAUCAUACAAAGGCUUUGAUAACAAGUUGAAGGAUGAUGAUUUUGAAGAAGAGUCUCUAGACAUUCCUGACAACCCUCCUGCAAAACUGUACACCAACAUGAAUGUGUUCGAGAAUUAUGAUGCCAGCAAGGCUUAUAGCGGUGCCGAUGAGUACUUUUGGGGGAAACCACCAACAACAGGAAAUAUCUUCUUAAUUGUGUUUGAAAAUCCAAUUAUAAUCAGCAAAAUUAAAGUGACUACUGGAACAGUAGACCGGCAAAAUGAAAUUUUGCAUCAUGGAGUACUAGAUGUUGGGGAAGAAGCGAUGGCUAGCAAAAUAGGGAAGCAAUGUGUUACUUAUUUAAGACUAGGGGCAUUCAAAAAUGGGAACUUUGAGAUGGCAGAUGUGAACCAAAAAGUUCCAUUUAAUAUUCAUUGUAUAAGGAUACAUGUCACCAAAACACAAAAAGAAUGGCUGAUUAUCAGGAGUAUUAGCAUUUGGACUUCUUAGCCCAUUAAAGAAAUGAGUUCCAUUACAGAAACAGGUCUCCCCGGUUCCUUUGUUGCUACCUUCCCCUUUUGCUACCUUUGUCUUUUGGAGGGAAAUCGAUGAGUAAAAUACAUAAAAAGAAAUGCUAGGCAUUGUGGCAGUUGUGUUUUAAACGUCACCAACAUAGACUGAUUCUAACCCCCUCUUGUAAUUAUUUUAAUUUCUGAAGUUGAAUAGCAGCUCAUAGUUAAUGGCAGACACGUAAAAAAUUCAUAGAAAAAUCCUACCAUCAAUUCCAUUUUAAUACACCUUUUGAAGAUACCCCUUCAAAUAUUGAUAUUAUUGUGGUUGUUUGAAAAUUGUAACUGACUUUUAAAAGGGUGGUAUACUGAAUUGAAAAUGACAAAAUAAAUAUUGUUGGAUGAA